AUGGACUUAGGCUACCAAGACCCAAUUAUUAUGGAAGAGGUCGCAAUGAAAGAUGCAUCAUCUUCCAAGCAAUCUCACCUCUUCCUCUUCGCCACCAACUUAGAUACUUUCGGUAGACGGCCAAUCUAUCUAAUCACCUACUCAAUUACACCGUUCCACUCGGCACCCUUAAUCCUCAGAGCCGUGCAGAGCUUGGGAGCGUCCUCUGUCCCCGCUGUUGCUUAUGGGGGUGUUGCGGAUAUAUGUAUUCAUGCCGAGAGGGGGAUCCAUGUUAGGACCGAUGAUGGGAGCGGCAAGUCUGGCUAUAUGUAUUGGACCCGUAUAUCGAUGAGGAGGAGCUCGGGAUACCAUCAGAUCGGCAACAUGGGCAGGGUCCAAGCAAGCGCAAAUGCAAUAUUUCUAAUCCGAUGGGUUGCCUUGCCAUUCUCUUCUAGAAAGAUACGGCGGUGGUUUUGUGGAUGGCCGCUUCGCCAUAUGCCGUCUAUUACUGCGUCCAAACAUCCAACCCCUCCAUACUCAAGGACAUUUAUGGCUUCAGAUGAACUCACGAUUGGGCUGGUAUACCUCCCGGGUGGAGUCGGUGUCGUUUUGGGAGGAUAUCUGAACGGACGAAGAUUGAUGGAUUAUAACCACGCCAUCACGGAGAAGAAGAUUAGCCAGCCUAUUGAUCCAGUAUCUGGAAACAAUGAUCUGGAUAACUUCCCAAUUGAAAAGGCUCGAGCCCGUGGUUGCUGGACUUUCAAUGCUCUAUUGGUUGAUCUUUUCCCAUCGAAUCCCGGCACAGCAGCUGAGGCAUCAAAUAUCACGCGCUGUGUGUUAUCGGCCGUAGCUGUCGCGAUUAUGCAGCCACUCGUUGACGCUAUGGGAAUAGGUUGGUUUUUCUCACUGCUAGCGUUGAUAAGUGGAGGUGGAGGCCUGGCAGCAAACUUUGCGAUAACGAGAUUUGGUACGAUUUGGAGGGGGCAGAGACUGGCUAAGACGCGGAGAUGA
Molecule: messenger RNA, 990 nt
Organism: Talaromyces stipitatus ATCC 10500
Lineage: Eukaryota; Fungi; Ascomycota; Eurotiomycetes; Eurotiales; Trichocomaceae
Exons: 4
Coding region: 1-990 (329 amino acids)
Biological process (GO): transmembrane transport
Molecular function (GO): transmembrane transporter activity
Source: RefSeq, a predicted model, not a curated record